CUCGGCCAUCCGAGCGGCUCGGGGCUAGCGAGGGGACGCAGCGCAGCGGCAGCAGGAGCCGAAGAGCGCGCCGAGCCGGCCAUGGGCAAGUCAGCUUCCAAGCAGUUUAAUAAUGAGGUUCUGAAGGCCCACAACGAGUACCGGCAGAAGCAUGGUGUCCCCCCGUUGAAGCUCUGCAAGAAGCUCAACCGGGAAGCUCAGCAGUAUUCGGAGGCUCUGGCCAGCACCAGGAUCCUCAAGCACAGCGCGGAAUCCAGUCGCGGCCAGUGUGGAGAGAACCUGGCGUGGGCAUCCUACGAUCAGACAGGACAGGAGGUGGCAGAUAGAUGGUACAGUGAAAUUAAGAGCUACAACUUCCAGCAGCCUGGCUUCACCUCUGGGACUGGACACUUCACAGCCAUGGUUUGGAAAAACACGAAGAAAAUGGGAGUGGGGAAGGCAUCUGCCAGCGAUGGGUCCUCCUUCGUGGUGGCCAGAUACUUUCCAGCAGGGAAUGUCGUCAACCCAGGCUUCUUUGAAGAAAAUGUCCUGCCUCCAAAGAAGUAAAUUGUCAGAUGUACUGGGAAGGUGGCAGACUUUAGAAUGUGGAUAUGAAGUGCCUUGAACAACAAAAACUCAGCUGUGUGUCUGCCCCCCUGGGUGUAGUUUGCCUGAGAGUGUCCUUGCACACACACUUGAAUAUACAGUUCCACACCAACUCAUUCCUACCAAAGGAAUGAAUAUAUGAAGCAUUUACCUUGAUGGUUACCUAGACCACUAUUAUUUGGACUUGGGGGAUGGGGGAUCAAUUUUUAAACCUUUUUCGUUAUUUUUUAAGAAUUUUCUUUUGUAACUUUCUAAUACUAUCCAUGGACUUUUUGUAUACCAGAUGUUUGAAGUGAAGUUCAUUUUACGUGAUCUUCAUGCUUGGUAAUCUACAUUUGGUAGCUGUCAAGCCCUCAUUUAAAGGUGAUAAAAACUAUAGUGUUAAACACAUAAAUAUAAAGCCGCUUCCAUCAGAAAGGUUGGGCAGGCAGAGGCUCCAUUUCACAGAAUUAUCAAGAUUUCCAGUUGUAAGACAUGAUGUCAUCCUUGCGCCUCCUGGAAUUCUGCACUGGGAUUGCCAGAAAACAGAUAAAAACUUUACUUCCUUGCAUUUUUCUACCUUGAAGUGGCAAAGUACUACCACCACCCAUCAUCCCAUCACACCUCCUCUUCUUUCCCCUCAAAAUCCUCUGGCAUUUCAUGUGCUUCCCCCACCCCCCUCUGGUUUCUGGAGAACUGGGCUAGGCCUGGAACUCACCCUCCCCCACCGCUGGAGGUGGCCCAGGGACUGUUCUGGGAGAGCCCCUCAAGCCUGGGCUCUUAGCCAAGCCGCCUGGGAUGCAUGAAUUCAGUGAGCAUGGGGGUGAGGGUGAGCUCACUCAGGGCCCCCAGAGGAAGCCCUCCAGCCUCUGCCCCUUCCCCCCACAGGCCUUAGCCCAGGCCUGUUUCUGGCAGCUGUGACUGCAGCUGUGCUGCUGCUCCCUCCUGGAAUGUGUGACAGGCCCAAAUGUUCCAGGGAGGUACCCAGGCAGGGGCUUAGAGGUACUAAUUUGGUUCUCUUUUGCCUCAAAUAUCUCAAAGUUCAUCUGAGUAACAACAUAUAUCACAUGGUCUGUGUGGGAAGGGCCAGCCCGCUGCCAAGCAGAGUCUCCCUGAGUCCAGGCAUCUCCAGGUGGUAAGCUGGCAGGGGGACUCCAGACUGCUGGCUUUGAGGCAGCAAUCUGAGCAGCCAGUCCCCGAAGCAUGCUUCCUGGAGGUCUCUGCCGCACUGUGAACACAGUCUCGCGCUGUGCCCUCAUCUUGCCCAGGGAUAUUGGCUAAGAUGACAAUAAAGCUUUUUUUUUUCUUUUGUGUAAUAUCUUCCUCCCAUGCGAUUCACACCUGAUUCUUCAUUGGUAAUUAAGGUAACCCACAACUCUGAGUUCCUGUCUCAGGUAGCUCAAGCCCCUGAAUACCUCCAAUAUCUCCCCUGUGGACUAUGCUUAGGAGGCCAUAUUUUAAGCAAUGUGACCGGCCACCGCCCAGCUGCUUGGACUAGAAUGGAUCCGUGAUCAAGGGCAGCCAAUCCCUCUGCCUGUGUGAACCAGAAAUUUGAGCUAAGAAAUAUGGUGAGAAUUUACCAACGGAAUUGAAAAAAUUAGCAUGGUAUGAGUUUGAAUGUGGGCCAUGGUACUGAAAAGCUCUGCAAGCCCAGUUACGAAUAUGAACUAUACAGAAGUGAGGAAGUUAGUUGUUAGAGAUACAAAGGAGACUGGGAUGCAAAAAGACUGCUCCUGGCUUUCUGAUUUCCAGACAAAUCACUAUAUCUUGAUGCUUAUUUUCUUCAGGGUUUCUCAGUAAAAUGAAAACUGAUGGUCCCCAGAGGUUAGGAUAUUAGGGUACCCUCCCUCAGGGAGUCUCCAUGAACAGAAAAUGCUAAGCUGGGUAGGACACUGAGGAUGGGUGGAUUAAAGAGACCUGGCUCAGCAGCUUGGGCUGAGGUCACACUGGGUAGCCACCGUGAGCAAUAGGAACUCAAUGACCAAAGAACUUCCCGGUGGUUCCUGAGGACACAGCACCCUCCACUCCCUGCCACACUCCCCUGCAAACACACACACAGGCAUAACUAGGUGGAGGACGCUGGCACACAGCCACCCUCUUUAGGCUGGAGUCUGUUUCCUCAAUUGACUGGUGUAAGAAAAAGCUGAGAUCAUUGGUAUGUCUGCUGAUUUCCAGCUGUGGAGGGCUGGACUCCACAUUUUGUCCACCUUGAGAUAUGGUUCAGGUCUGUUUCACAGGCAGGAACUUGUAUUUUCCCUGUUUUCCUAGUCUUGAAAAGGGCCACUUUCAGACUCUGCUUAAGGUAAAAAUGAUUAAGUUACUUUGGAGUUAUUAGUAGGCUGUAAAGGAUGCUCAUUGGCUGGUUGAAAAAACUCCUGAAUUUGGGCCUGUGAAAAUUUCAGAGGUUUUUA
Talpa occidentalis (Iberian mole) is the source of this 2975-nucleotide messenger RNA. It is a transcript of the gene GLIPR2, whose product is annotated as GLI pathogenesis related 2. The transcript is spliced from 5 exons. The coding region runs from base 82 to 546 and encodes 154 amino acids. Lineage: Eukaryota; Metazoa; Chordata; Mammalia; Eulipotyphla; Talpidae. Gene Ontology annotation, cellular component: extracellular region. The record is from RefSeq and is a predicted model, not a curated record.